Messenger RNA from Mytilus trossulus (common blue mussel), 3507 nucleotides. RefSeq lists its product as uncharacterized. Gene Ontology annotation, cellular component: membrane. The transcript is spliced from 5 exons. The record is from RefSeq and is a predicted model, not a curated record. Lineage: Eukaryota; Metazoa; Mollusca; Bivalvia; Mytilida; Mytilidae. Bases 308 to 1837 code for a protein of 509 amino acids.
AAACAGAAAGUUGACUUUCCUUAAAAAGAUCCAUAUACAUUAGCCAGUUAAAUGGGAAGAUUUGUGGCAGUUCAUUGAGGCGUAUAUCUAUUUAUUUUCAUUUAUCCUGGUGUGUUUAUUUGUCAAUGACUUCUUAUCAAUUUUUUCUAUGCUAAUUUAGGAUUAUGUAACGCCAUGUCAACUUAUUUUGGAAGUGGAUUCAGCAUGCAAUAUAUGCUAGCUACUCUUUUGAUUAUUUUGCCAAACCAUCUGUUCAGAAGUUACAUUUGUAGGUAAAUAUUUCUUUUUUGUGUUAAUUCGAUAAGUAAUGGAGAUCCGUGUUUUAUAUAGUCAUCUUGAAAAAUAUUUAGUUAUAUUAAUGAUUGUUUUGGACAACUUUUGUGUGAGUUACGGAAACCAGUGUUCAUUUCAAAAUGGCAAAUGUACUUAUGAAAUUAACCUGUCAAAUUCAAAUACUGAGUGCGAAUCUAAAAGAACGAAGAUUCCAAUGGCGAACGAAAACGAUAUCUACGGACAAAAUGAUGAAAAAAUGUCUCGAAUGCAGCAAGAUUUUCAUACCGUAACAGAACAACAUAAAAACAGGAUCGCGGAGUUGGAAGCUUCCGUUCAAAAACUUUUAAGAUCUGCCGUGGCUGGACCUGUUAGCCAACAAGUUAAAACAAGACGUUUGGAAGAUGACCAGGUCAUUAUUGGAACUCUCCCUCAAGGUACUAUACACCAUUCUGAAAGUGGAUUACUUAAAAAACUUUACGAUGAAUUUUCAAUUUUACGGACUCGUUUGCAUAAAAGAACAACCCAGCUUUUAGAUACAGAAGCAAAGUUGAAUGAAACCACACAUUUAUUUACUAAAACCCAAGACGAACUUCUCGAUCAGGGAGACAAACUGAUGAUUUCAGAACACAAGGUAGCGACUCUUGAGCAAGAAAGGUAUAUAUUAAAAAAUCAAGUUAAGCACACAACUGAAAAAUUUAAAGAAUUACAGAUUAGAUUCAAUGUGACUGAUUCUAAGGUAUUCGAUCUGGAAAACCAACUAUAUACAUUGGUCAGAUCGGAGUCAAAUUUAAAAGAAGAAAUUGGAACUUAUAAAUGGAAAUUGUCGCAGGUGGAAAAAGCAUAUGGAAUACUGCAAGGAAAUUAUUCAGGAUUACAACAGAAGUUACACAAGACAGAACAAACCCUACAAAAAGCUGAAUUUGAUCUAAUGGAAUGUUUCACAGCUAAAACACAGAGUUUCUGUGGUUUCGAAGAUGAUAAAGUAUGUGGGUUCACACAGGAAGAGGAAACGGAUGAUUUCGACUGGCUUAGAAACAUUGGAAGGACGCCAUCUAGUGGUACAGGACCUGAAAUGGAUCAUACAUGUGCUGAAAAGAAAAGCGGUCAUUAUAUGUUCGUUGAAGCCUCAGGAAAAAAUGACGGGAAGAAAGCCAUAAUGAUAUCUCCAAAAUAUAGAGGACUGAAGUCUCAGUGUUUAUCGUUUCACUAUCACAUGUACGGGGAACAUUGUGGGACACUUAAUGUCUACACAACAACUGACUUUGAGACUGAAUUGAAUUCUGUGUGGCGAGCAUAUGGCAAUCAAGGAAAUGUUUGGAUUAAGUCUACAUUGGAAAUACCUAAAGCUUUAGCAAGAACAGGAUAUCGGGUUAAAUUUGAGGCAGUUACUCGACUUGGUUAUAGAGGUGAUAUAUCAAUUGAUGACAUCAGCGUUGAAGAUGGAGAAUGUGGCGCCGGCGCUAUCAAAGUGCAAUACGAGAGGAACAGCACGCUAACUAUUGACAACCAUAAUCUUAGACGAUACAAAAAAUUCAAAGACAGAAUGAGCAGGCGAAGAGGUUAAUGUUGAGGAUGAAGCAUCUGGGAAUAUUAACAGGUGUCAAACAUACAAAAUUAUUUUUGCGGUGCGUCUUUGAACCGUUUCUUCAAAGCAUGAGGAUGUUGUAUCAGAUCAACAGAUUGUUGUAGAAAAAUGUAUGUUCGUCUGACAAGUGGAACAGAAUACAUGAUGGUUGUGCAUAAAGACGAAUGACUGUUAUGAAUAUAUGAUGUCACUUACAUGUAGCCUUUAAGUGAUUCUUUGUUUAUUCGAUAAAUCAUAUUCACAACUAAAUUGUAAUAAGUAUAAAAACAAGGCACUAGAUCUUCCAUUGCAAUUCACUUCUUAACAGUUGUAACAGACAAAUAUGCUAUGUAAUUUGCUCCAUCCAAAGGGUGAAAAUCAAAAGUUGUAGAAAUCUUUCCUGUAAUAUAAAUAUAAUUUUACAACAAAGUGUAAAACUAUAAGUCAAUAUUUUUUUAAAACUGUAUUAUUAUCAUUAUUUCAAAAAGGUGAUUUCUGUUAUAGACAAUUUUGAUAGAAAGAGAACUCAUUAUGGAAAAUUGAAAAGAUAAACAAUUCAAUUCAUUUCAAACAGUUUUUUCAAUUUUGUACAGAAGGUCCUUCUCAUAUCGUUUAUUUAAAAUAGUCAAAAUAAGAGAAAACAGGUUGAACUAUAUUAAAACAACAUAUAUAAUUUGUUCAUAUACCUAGAAAGUGCACCAGAACAAUUUUAAGUACCACGAUGUUCAUAAGAAAAAAAAAACAUAAUAAGGGAAAUUAUCUGUUAUUGUAUACACUGCAAAUCUGUUAUUUUGUUUUAAACUUUCAGAAUUAUAAUAAAAAAAUAAUGUUGGCAAUUAACUGUACAAAAAAUAUAUAUUUUCAAAUGUGUAAAUAUAUACAAAAAAUCCUAUUUCUUAUCUGUAAGUCCCGGUGAAGUGUCACACACACCCUCUCUGUCUUUCUACAAGAAGUUCCUCUCAAAUAUAUCUAAAAAUUUAUCAAAGUGAUUGUUUUAAAAAUGGUCAGGCAUAACAAGUUAAAUAAACUUGUGAAUACAAUUUGAAACACCAGGGGAAAAUAAAAAAUAUGUAAAUCUUCUGUCAUGGAAUGUAGAUCAUGUUAAACUAACAUAUCUUUUUGAAGAAAAAAAAACAAAACAAAAACAGGCACACAAUUAUUGUAAUUUUUACCUAACUUUUAUAGGUAACAUGUACUUCAGAUGGCUUAGAUUGUUUUUUUUAUUUAAUUGUUAAUUGGAACAAUAAAAUGACAUUGAUGAUGAAGAUGGGUAAAACUAUUACUAAAUUACAAGAUUCAUGUAUAAAUUUUAGCAAACUUCCAUCUUUGAAUCACAAUAAGAGUUCAUGUGAAAAGUACACAAUCAUACGAAAUGGAUUCCUGCACUCAAGAGUCUCUGUUUACUGACUAUCGUAAAGUCCGUGUAGGUCUCAUCAUUUGAAUUGAGUCCCCACCAAUUGUUACUGUACCUCAAUACACAGGAAAGUAAUGCUAUAUUAUUGUGUUAUUGAUUAUGUUAUUUUAGACUUUUGUACUUUUUCGAGGCAUUGAGACCUUAUCAAAAUAAAUAUUAAUAUUUUUCCUAAAAUAAUCUUGAAACUUUUUUCACAACACAACAACUAGAGGGCAAACAGCAAUAUCAAUUUAUUUGUAUUUAUAAGUGAAAAAAA